Molecule: messenger RNA, 2535 nt
Organism: Juglans microcarpa x Juglans regia
Lineage: Eukaryota; Viridiplantae; Streptophyta; Magnoliopsida; Fagales; Juglandaceae
Exons: 11
Coding region: 429-2375 (648 amino acids)
Biological process (GO): transcription by RNA polymerase I
Cellular component (GO): RNA polymerase I transcription regulator complex
Source: RefSeq, a predicted model, not a curated record
CCCCAAUCCGCAUAUAUGCUCUGAACCCCCCACCCUCGACGUCUCUGUCUCUCUCGCCAGCUCUUCUCUUUGUUCUCUCACUCUCCCUUUGCGCCGCCGCAGUCCUUAGCUAUCGCCGUUAGCAGUUUCGUCAUUCAUUGACUGGCCUGCAUUAUCCAAAUGUAUGGCUUCUUGAGAAAGAGAGGUCCUUAUAAAACCUUUUAUAAGUGGAGAUAAUUAUGCGUACCAUUCCUGAAGCUAGGAUGGUCGUCAAUCCUGUUUCUGUGCAAUAGAACUUGAAACAGGAUUGGGAAGAUAAUGGCUUCAGAUGCUGAGUUUUAACUUUUCUUCUUUGUUAUUGGUAUGUCUAUUACUAAAGCAGCAUUUUUGGAAGACGUGUUUUUUGAGUUAUCUGCAGAAAAGUACUUUUGACAGUUGUUUGGUUCGGUAUGGAUUUGGACUCCUUAAUGUUGGAAGCUCAAGAAGUAAAAUUAGAAGACGGUGCUGAAAGAGCCAAAAAUCGGAAAAGAAAGUUAAAUAAAACCGUGGAUAAUGCGCACGCCAUGCAAGAAAAACUCGUCAAAAGGAUUAUAUUAUCUUUGACCAAGCCAUCUUCCGUUCUAGGACUUGGCCCAAGGACUGGCUCGAAGAUUGUGAGAUGGGAAAAUCGUGUCAGGUUAUGCUAUCUGUUGCGCAAGCUCACGAGACAGCAAAAUUGGAUAGAAUUAGGCGGCGUGCUGAGCAUGUUCUUAAAAGGGACAUGCAAGGACAGAUCUCCCGCAAACAAUCGUUUGAAGUAUUCGGUCUCAAUGGAGCUUCUUAAGUAUAUGAAAAGUGAUCGUAUCAACCCCAGCAGGAUUAAGAACAUUUAUGACGUUUGGAUGAGAAAGAUUGGAUCAAUGAAAGAUUGCCCAAUAGAGGAUAAAUUUUUGGUUCACUCGGAGUUCAUCCUGUUCUGUCUUAUGCAUGAUAAUAUUGAGGAAGCACAUCAGGCUGCCCUUUGCCUUAAGCAAGAACGUGAACUUGGUGCUGUCCCUAUUUCAAAUAUGGUCUUGGGCUUGACAUUCUAUCAACUUUGGUACUCAACUAUCCCAAAAGAGAUACAGUGGGGAGAUUCAGACCAGUUUUACUCCCCCAGGCGCUCGGACAUGUUGGGAACAAGAUUCAUCAACUCAGUUGGAAAUUCUGAGUGGGAUAAUGCAAAUGAUACUUACAAGGCUGAUAUUCCCUCUCGACGUGAUUCAGAAACCUCUGUCAUGAAUGAUAAACAAAUAUCUGGGGAUGCUGAUAGUAAUCAAUCCAGAGAAGUAUCUAUGGAUGUUGAUGUUGGUCUGCAAGGAGAAAAUCGUACGCAGAACUUCCAGCCUCAAGAUUUUUCCAUGAACUCUGAUGAAAAUACUGGAAAUGAAACCUCGUUCUCUAAUCAUGGCGAUUAUAUCCAGUAUGCUUCCAAUUUAUCUGCUCUUCGGGGCAUCGAUACCUGGCUGCUGCCCUUUCAAUUGCCGCACCCUACAGAGAAUCCCGAGGACUUCAUCAGUUUGCAUAGGAAAAUGCUUAAUGACUAUUAUAUGGAUGCAGUUAAGUAUUUUCAACAGGCUCUUCACUCAACACCCCCUUUGUUGGAGGCCUUACUCCCUUUGAUACAGUUGUUGCUGAUUGGUGGUCAAGUUGACGAGGCCCUAAAUGAGCUAGAGAAGCUCUGUUCUCAUUCAAUCGCAGCACUUCCUUUCAGGUUGAAGGCUAGUCUUUUGGAACAUUUUAAUUCCUACAACUCUGUCGUGCUUUCUGCCUGCUUUGAGGAUAUCCUAAAGAAGGACCCAACAUGUUCCCAUUCAUUGGCGAAGCUUGUCAGGAUGCAUCAAAGUGGGGAUUAUGGUCUUGAAUCCCUAUUGGAAAUGAUAGCUUUGCAUUUAGAUGCUACCUAUGCAGAGUAUAAUACAUGGAGAGAGUUUGCUUCAUGUUUCAUCAAACUUUCUCAAUGUGAAGAGGAUCGAUUGUCUGUGUGCCAGAAUGAAAACGAAGAUAUGCAGGAGCAACCUGACUCUAUUCAUUUUAGUAAGACCCCCAGGAUAUUUACAGAGGGGCAAUCAGGAAAGAGUUGGAGGGAUCGAUGCAGAUGGUGGUUGACACGUCACUUCAGAAAAACCAUUCUUGUAUCAGAAAUUGCGGCAGGUGAUUUGCAGCUCCUGACUUAUAAAGCUGCAUGUGCAACACAUCUUUAUGGACAAGAGUUCAAAUAUGUUGUGGAAGCUUCUAAUUGUUUGGAAAAGCAAAAUGAGAGGGAUUUGUUCAUAUUCUUGCAAAAUCACAUGCAGAACUCAAUCGGAAUAUACUCAAACACAAACUCACGUGAAGAACUCAUUCAGCAUAUACUCAAACUUUCUCUACAAAAAUAGAUAAUAUCAUCUUCCAUUUUGAAAGGCACAAAAGUUCAUUUUCUUGAUUGGUGAAUUGUAAUCAUUUUCUCUACAAAAAUACUGCACGAUUAUUGGAAAAGUCAAGGGGCAGCUGCUUUUAAUAGAUGCUUUUUAUACAAUUCGACCGGCAGUUAUGGCA